This is a messenger RNA of Drosophila grimshawi, 1464 nucleotides long. RefSeq names its product lysosomal aspartic protease. Gene Ontology annotation, molecular function: aspartic-type endopeptidase activity. NCBI's taxonomy places the organism in Eukaryota, Metazoa, Arthropoda, Insecta, Diptera, Drosophilidae. The transcript has 2 exons. Gene Ontology annotation, cellular component: lysosome. Bases 159 to 1325 code for a protein of 388 amino acids. Gene Ontology annotation, biological process: proteolysis; cell death. The record is from RefSeq and is a predicted model, not a curated record.
ACACUCAUAACGCCGUUUGGCCAAAUUUAGUGUAUUUUCUUUGCUGAAUCAUUUUCGCUGCCCAACAAUAUUAAAUUAGUUGCAACCAAAUUACUUGAUUAAUCAGACGACAGUUGUUUCACAAGUUAUAACGUUCUAAAACAUUGCAUUCAGUCGACAUGCAUAAGUCUCUGCUUCUGCUUGCCGUUUGCCUAACCCUGGCAUGGGCCGAUCCAAAGUUGUUGCGAGUGCCGUUGAGCAAAUUCCAAUCCGUUCGCCGGCAUUUCGCUGAUGUCGGCACCGAGCUGCACCGCCUGAACAUCCGGCCUGGCAAAGACGGCCUCAUCGCACCUGAGCCGCUGUCCAAUUAUCUGGAUGCGCAAUACUAUGGGCCCAUAUCGAUUGGUUCGCCGCCGCAGAACUUUAAGGUAGUAUUCGAUACGGGCUCUUCUAACUUGUGGGUGCCGUCCAAGAAAUGUCACCUGACCAACAUUGCUUGCCUAAUGCACAACAAAUACGAUGCCACCAAGUCUUCGACUUAUGUCAAGAACGGCACCGAAUUUGCCAUACACUACGGAUCGGGCAGUUUGUCCGGUUAUUUGUCCACUGACACCGUCAACAUUGCCGGGCUGGAUAUCAAGGAUCACACCUUCGCCGAGGCGCUGAGCGAACCCGGUCUAGUUUUUGUCGCCGCCAAAUUCGAUGGCAUACUUGGAUUGGGCUAUAGUUCGAUUUCUGUCGAUGGUGUCAAGCCCUCAUUUUAUGCCAUGUACGAACAGGGUUUGAUCUCCGAUCCAGUAUUUUCGUUCUAUCUGAAUCGUGAUCCCAAGGCCCCAGAGGGUGGUGAAAUUAUCUUCGGUGGUUCCGAUCCUAAUCAUUAUACUGGUGACUUUACGUAUUUGCCGGUCACGCGCAAGGGCUAUUGGCAGAUCAAAAUGGACUCGGCUCAGCUAAACGAUAUUGAGCUGUGCAAGGGCGGCUGCCAGGUGAUUGCCGAUACGGGCACCUCACUGAUUGCAGCCCCACAAGAUGAGGCAACCUCCAUAAAUCAGGCCAUUGGUGGCACGCCCAUUCUGGGUGGACAGUAUGUUGUAUCGUGUGAUGCCAUCCCCAAUUUGCCAGUGAUUAAGUUCGUGUUCAAUGGCAAAACAUUCGAGCUGGAGGGCAAGGAUUACAUUUUGCGCGUAGCGCAAAUGGGCAAAACCAUUUGUCUGUCCGGAUUCAUGGGCAUGGACAUACCACCACCAAAUGGACCUCUUUGGAUUCUCGGUGAUGUCUUCAUUGGAAAGUACUACACCGAAUUCGAUAUGGGCAACGAUCGCGUUGGCUUCGCCAAUGCCAAGUAGAGCGUUGGCUUAAACCAAACAAAAUUAUAUUAUUUAAAUAUUAUAUCCCUAUAAUGUGAACAAUUUCAAAAUAUGUGAGAAUUGUGUAAAUCGAGAGACUUUCUGCAAUUGCGAAUAAAAUGAAAGCAUUAUUAAUGUA